Molecule: messenger RNA, 4579 nt
Organism: Oryctolagus cuniculus (rabbit)
Lineage: Eukaryota; Metazoa; Chordata; Mammalia; Lagomorpha; Leporidae
Gene: CUL4B
Product: cullin 4B
Biological process (GO): ubiquitin-dependent protein catabolic process
Cellular component (GO): cullin-RING ubiquitin ligase complex
Molecular function (GO): ubiquitin protein ligase binding
Source: RefSeq, a predicted model, not a curated record
CUAACCGCUGUUAACGUAAACAAUUUUUUAGUGGGAACAGUUUUUGUUCUUUGUUUGAGAAAUGAAAUAGCCUGGUGCCUAUCGACCAGCUUAAGCUCAGGCAAGCCCCGUGGCUUCAUUUGAUUAUACUGACAGGGUUGCCAGGUGUAGUAAAUAAAAAGUACAGGACAGUUAAAUUUGAAUUUCAGAUAAACAGCGAAUACUUUUUUUUUUUAAGACAGGGACAUUUUCCCCCUAUUUUAUUUUAAAUACAGAGAUAUCUUGUCCUCUGGUUUCACUUCCCAAAUGCCGGCAACAGCCAGGGCUCGUCAAGGCUGAAGCCAGGUGUCCACAACUCAAUCCGGAUCUCCCACGUGUCUGACAGAGACGCAAGUAGUUGAGCCAUCACCUGCUGCCUUCCCACUGUGUGUAUUAACAGUAAGUUGGAUCAAAAAUGGAGUAGCUAGGACGAGAAACAAGCACUCCAACGUGGACUGCAGAGCGUCCCACCCUCAUGAAUACAGUUUUAAAUCCCCAAAAUAUAGAGGAUGUCACACUUAUCUGAAUCAGGGGAAAGGAGUGAUGAUGAGGUCAUAGAAGAUGAUGAUGGUUUUUCUUCCCCCAAUCCCUCAGCUGCUGCUGCUGCUCAGGAGGUCAGAUCUGCCACUGAUGGUAAUACCAGCACCACUCCGCCCACCUCUGCCAAGAAGAGAAAGUUAAACAGCAGCAGCAGUAGCGGCAGUAACAGUAGUAACGAGAGAGAAGACUUUGAUUCCACCUCUUCCUCCUCUUCCACUCCUCCUUUACAACCCAGGGAUUCGGCAUCCCCUUCAACCUCGUCCUUCUGCCUGGGGGUUUCGGUGGCUACUUCCAGCCACGUACCGAUACAGAAGAAGCUGCGUUUUGAAGACACCCUGGAGUUUGUAGGGUUUGAUGCGAAGAUGGCCGAGGAAUCCUCCUCCUCCUCCUCCUCAUCUUCACCAACUGCUGCAACAUCUCAGCAGCAGCAACUUAAAAAUAAGAGUAUAUUAAUCUCUUCUGUGGCUUCGGUGCAUCAUGCAAACGGCCUAGCCAAAUCUACCACCGUCUCUAGCUUUGCUAACAGCAAGCCUGGCUCUGCUAAGAAGUUAGUGAUCAAGAACUUUAAAGAUAAGCCUAAAUUACCAGAAAACUACACAGAUGAAACUUGGCAGAAACUGAAAGAAGCAGUGGAAGCUAUUCAGAAUAGUACUUCAAUUAAGUACAAUUUAGAAGAACUCUACCAGGCUGUAGAAAAUCUCUGUUCUUACAAGAUUUCUGCAAACUUGUACAAACAGCUGAGACAGAUUUGUGAAGAUCACAUCAAAGCACAAAUUCAUCAGUUCAGAGAGGAUUCAUUGGAUAGUGUUCUUUUCCUAAAAAAGAUUGAUAGAUGCUGGCAGAACCAUUGCAGACAAAUGAUCAUGAUCAGGAGCAUCUUUUUGUUUCUGGAUAGAACUUACGUUCUUCAGAAUUCAAUGCUGCCCUCCAUUUGGGACAUGGGACUGGAGUUAUUUAGAGCACAUAUUAUAAGUGAUCAGAAAGUCCAGAAUAAGACAAUUGAUGGCAUUCUUCUCUUGAUUGAGAGGGAAAGGAAUGGCGAAGCAAUUGAUAGAAGUUUACUCCGAAGCCUUUUAAGUAUGCUCUCUGAUUUACAAAUUUAUCAAGAUUCUUUUGAACAACGAUUUUUGGAAGAAACUAACCGACUCUAUGCAGCUGAAGGCCAAAAAUUAAUGCAAGAAAGAGAGGUUCCUGAAUAUCUUCAUCAUGUUAACAAACGUCUAGAAGAAGAAGCAGACAGACUUAUUACGUAUUUAGAUCAGACUACACAGAAAUCAUUAAUUGCUACUGUAGAAAAACAACUUCUAGGGGAACACUUAACAGCAAUUCUUCAGAAAGGUUUAAAUAACCUCCUUGAUGAAAACCGAAUUCAAGAUUUGUCUCUCCUGUAUCAGCUCUUCAGUAGAGUUCGAGGUGGCGUUCAGGUUCUCUUGCAACAAUGGAUUGAGUACAUCAAGGCAUUUGGCAGCACUAUUGUAAUUAAUCCUGAAAAAGAUAAAACCAUGGUUCAAGAAUUGCUAGAUUUUAAAGAUAAGGUUGAUCAUAUAAUCGAUAUCUGCUUUCUGAAGAAUGAAAAGUUUAUUAAUGCCAUGAAAGAAGCAUUUGAAACAUUCAUUAACAAGAGACCAAAUAAACCUGCUGAACUUAUAGCCAAGUAUGUAGAUUCAAAGCUUCGUGCAGGCAACAAAGAAGCUACAGAUGAAGAACUUGAGAAAAUGUUGGAUAAAAUUAUGAUCAUAUUUAGAUUUAUCUAUGGCAAGGAUGUUUUUGAGGCCUUCUAUAAGAAAGAUUUAGCCAAGCGUCUGUUAGUUGGGAAGAGUGCAUCUGUAGAUGCUGAAAAAUCAAUGUUGUCCAAACUCAAACAUGAAUGUGGAGCUGCUUUCACCAGCAAGCUUGAAGGGAUGUUUAAAGACAUGGAGCUUUCUAAAGACAUCAUGAUUCAGUUCAAACAGGUAAAAUAUAUGCAGAACCAGAAUGUACCUGGAAAUAUUGAAUUAACUGUGAAUAUCCUGACAAUGGGUUAUUGGCCAACGUAUGUACCUAUGGAAGUCCAUUUACCACCAGAGAUGGUAAAGCUUCAGGAGAUUUUUAAGACAUUUUACCUAGGUAAACACAGUGGCAGGAAACUUCAGUGGCAGUCAACCCUAGGACACUGUGUGCUAAAAGCAGAGUUUAAAGAGGGCAAAAAAGAACUCCAGGUCUCUCUUUUUCAAACACUGGUGCUGCUAAUGUUUAAUGAGGGAGAGGAGUUCAGUUUAGAAGAGAUCAAACAGGCUACUGGAAUCGAGGAUGGAGAGUUAAGGAGAACAUUGCAGUCAUUAGCCUGUGGAAAAGCUAGAGUUCUGGCGAAAAAUCCAAAGGGCAAAGAUAUAGAAGAUGGUGACAAGUUCAUUUGUAAUGAUGAUUUCAAACACAAACUUUUCAGGAUAAAGAUCAAUCAAAUCCAGAUGAAAGAGACGGUUGAGGAACAAGCAAGUACUACAGAAAGAGUAUUUCAAGACAGACAAUAUCAAAUUGAUGCUGCAAUUGUUCGAAUUAUGAAGAUGAGAAAGACACUUAGUCACAAUUUGCUUGUUUCAGAAGUGUACAACCAAUUGAAAUUCCCAGUAAAGCCUGCUGAUCUUAAGAAGAGAAUAGAAUCCUUAAUUGACCGGGACUACAUGGAAAGAGAUAAAGAAAAUCCAAACCAGUACAACUAUAUUGCAUAGAUGUUGACCUUGGCACACUUGGGGUCCUAUGCAGUAGCCAGUGAUAAACUAACCUGUUGAUCCUAUAUUAUCUGACUCUGUUUUUUAUUACCAAUGACCAAACGAAGCGGUGUAAUGGAAAUAGUUGAGUGAACAUUUUUUUCAGUGGUUAACAUGCCCAUUUUUAAGAGUAAUACUUACUUUAAGAAGAAUGCUGUUGAACUCUUUGCAUGUUAUUUAGUAUGAUGUGCAGAAAACUCUUAAGAAAGUACCUGGUCUUCAUGAAUCCUCUUUGGAACAAGGGAAGAGGUCCCUAUGACUAUUAAAAAAAAAGGGAGGGGGGUUCUUAUACACCAUUAAUGAUGAGGCAGAAGGUUUAUUUGCUUAAAAUGUCAUUUAAAGAUACUUAAGCUGCAUGCAAAAUUUAUUUACUGUACAGAGGUCUGGAUGUAUUUAUCAAAUAGAAAAACCACCCUGGACUUGGUUAUUCACCUGUUUUGUGAUUUUCCUUGAAAAGAAAAAUAAGUUGUCAUAACUAUUGAUAUUUUACUAGGUAAUGUUCUGUUACACUGAAAGGAAUAUUUGAAAAAGAACUUACUUGGAAACAAGUUUUCAGGUAGGGGAACAGUUGCUUAUAUAGUAUCAUAUAUUCACAUCCUAAAAUUUUCCAUUUAUGAGUAUGGGAUGUAUGUAUGUGGCUUAGCCCCAGGUUUACUGUGCUGAUUAAGAGGUACUUCUAAAAAUAGCCAAAAUAGAACACUGCUGAUCUGUUGUACUAGAAGAACAUCAUUGGAGAGAAAACUCCAAUACUUUCUUCAUGUUAAAAAUGAGUACAAUAUGAAAAUUACAAAAGUGACCAAAAUCAACAUUUCAUAAAUUUUUACAGGAGCAAAAAAUGCAUCAACUGGUUUUCAACAUACUUAUAGAUUUUAAAUGUUGUUUAGACAGUUUUGUUUUUAACUUGGACCAAUUAUCAAUUAUUACAGGCUUCCUAGGAUUUACCAUUCCUGCUUUCUGUACCAGCGGUUUUUUUUUUUUUUUUUUUGGAAACAUCCCAACUUUUUGUUGAUAAAUGAGCCUUUACUAUCAUCCAUAUUCUAACUUCCUAAAACCCUAGGUAUAAAAGUCCUCCCUCAUUUUCCUCACAUACUCCCUAUUGGGAAUUUUAAAUUCUGUAGUUCCCCUUUGAACAUUGCUUGAAGUUAAGAGUUCUCAUAGCCACUGGACCCCUGCUUUUCAGGGGAAUGUCCCAAGAUUGUUUAUACAAGGAAAAAUGACAAAAGUAUUGUUUUUCAAAAUCAUAAUGUGAGUAAAAGGCUUCUCUUUAACAUCCA